Hydra vulgaris (swiftwater hydra) is the source of this 2396-nucleotide messenger RNA. Its product is annotated as WD repeat-containing protein 48. Lineage: Eukaryota; Metazoa; Cnidaria; Hydrozoa; Anthoathecata; Hydridae. Gene Ontology annotation, biological process: double-strand break repair via homologous recombination. The record is from RefSeq and is a predicted model, not a curated record. Gene Ontology annotation, molecular function: ubiquitin binding.
AAAUAAAAGUAGUUUUACAGCAAAAACUAAUAAAAUAAAAAAAUUGUUGAAAAUUUUAUCAAGAAAGGACAAAGUAGUCAAUAAGCAAGCUUCAUGUCUAAGAUGGUAAUCAUCAUACAAUGACUACCAAUAGAGGAAGUUUUCAGAAUAAGAAAAAAGCUGCUGUUUCAUUUUCAAUAAGAGAAGAAUCUGAAUAUAAAAACAGGUUAGGAGUGAAUGCUCUUCAGUAUGAUCCUGAAAAAUCAUAUUUAUUUUCUGCAGGCAGAGACUCUAUUAUUCGAUGCUGGAAUGUUGAAAAAGAAGAGAGUAUUUAUAUUCAAUCUUAUGAACACCACACAGAUUGGGUAAACAGCAUGGUGCUGUGUCAAAAUGGAAAAACAUUCCUAUCUGCAUCUUCUGAUACAACUGUUAAAGUAUGGGACUCUGCUCGUGGUUAUUGUAAGUCAACAUUACGUACUCACAAAGACUACGUCAAAGCAUUAGCCUAUGCAAAAGAUAAGGAACUUGUUGCAAGUGGUGGAUAUGAUAAACAAAUUUUUCUUUGGGACGUUAAUGUUCUAACUUCCCUCACAUCAACUAACAACACUGUAAUAACAUCAUCGCUAGGUGGACAAAAAGAAUCAAUAUACAGUUUAGCUAUGAACAACUCUGGUACUAUUCUUAUAUCAGGCUCAACAGAAAAGGCUUUGCGUGUCUGGGACCCUCGUACUUGUACAAAGUUGAUGAAACUAAAAGGUCAUCUUGAUAAUGUCAAGACUGUUGUCUUGAAGGGUGAUGGAACUGAGUGUUUAUCUGGUAGUUCUGAUGGAACUGUAAGAUUAUGGUCUAUUGGGCAACAAAGAUGUAUAGCAAUCUACAAAGUGCAUGAUGCUGGAGUAUGGACUUUAGUAACAGAUGAUAAUUUUAAUUACUUUUACUCAAGUGGUAAGGACAAAAAAGUAUUUUUUACCGACUUGAAGUUAGAUGAAAAUCCUGUGCUGUUGUUUGAAGAAAAAGCGCCUGUACUAUCGAUGCAAUUGGUUGAAUACCCACCAGGAUUAUGGGUAGCAACAACAAAUUCUGAUCUUACCUGUUGGCCUAUCAUAUACCCUGAUUCAGUAUCUGUCUCAGAAACUGGUGUGGAACUUUAUUCUUUUCCUUCUGCUGAUAAAAAAUGUAAAACGAUUUCAGGAGCCCCUGGAAUAAAAGAUAUACAUGUAUGCAAUAAUAAACGCCACAUACUUACGAAGGAUACUAUUGGAGAUGUUACACUUUGGGAUGUUCUACAGGCAAGAAAGGUGAACAACUAUGGGAAGGUCAACUUUGAAGAAGAAUGUAUAAAGCAUCGUGAAAUGGUUUUUGUGCCAAAUUGGUUUACUGUUGAUGCCAAAACUGGAAUGCUAACAGUCACUCUAGAUGAAUCAGAUUGCUUCUCUAGUUGGAUGGUUACUGAAGAUGUCCCUUCUUUUUGUGUUGAAGCUACUUCUCUUGUUCAAAGCGAAAACAGAUUCAUCAAUUAUGGUGUUUUGUUGCUACAAGCUUUACUUGAAAAAUGGCCUGAAUCACAUAGUGCAGCAGAUACUGAAGUGGAGAAGGAAAAUGAAGAUGAAGCCAAUACAUCGGAAGGUACUGUAACAACAAAUGAGAAGUCAUCGUUUAAAGGAUUUUUUACUAUUCCAUUGCAUACACCUUUGGUUUUUGGAGAAGGUGGUGGCUGUGGUCGUACAUAUUGUCGUGUAUUAGUUGGAGAUGCAAGCAGUGAAAAUGAAUCUGCUCUUUUGUCUGAGACAGUACCAACAUGGGUAUAUGAUGUAGUUGUCAAAAAAAUUCAACCAAAGUUUAACAAGAUAACAUUUAUGUUAGCACCUUUAAAUAAUGGAUCUAAAAAUAAUAAAAGAGAUCGUUUGACUGCUAGUGAUAUGCUUCAGGUGAAAAAAAUCAUGGAGCAUGUUUACGAAAAAUAUAUUCUUUCCGAAAACGACAAGCCAAUUACUAUUGGUGCUGAUGAGCUUGCUGCAAUAGCUGAAGCUAAAAUUGAACUGCAUUGUAACGAUGUGCUUUUAAAUCCAAAGAUGGACCUACGAACUAUCCGCCAUUUUAUUUGGAAAAGUAGUUCGGAACUUACACUUAAUUAUCGCGUCCUUAAGUAAUCCGAUUCAUUAUUAUCUUGUCUAAUCAAGUUAAUGAUUGCACUUUAUCCAAUCAAGUUAUUGAUCGCACUUUAUCCAAUCUAGUUAUGAUCGUCAGUGCUUACUAACAUUUAAAAUAUCAAAACAUUUUUGCGGUUUAAGAUUAGGCAAGGAAUGGUUGUUUUGAUCGGAUUUUUUUAUAAGCAAGUAAAGUUUCAAUUUAUAUCAUUGUAAGUUUCAAUUAAACUUGAUGAUGAUGAUCUUUAACAGAUACUAGAUUUUUAAAUA